Elephantulus edwardii (Cape elephant shrew) is the source of this 2819-nucleotide messenger RNA. RefSeq names its product ring finger and SPRY domain containing 1 (gene RSPRY1). The transcript has 14 exons. The record is from RefSeq and is a predicted model, not a curated record. NCBI's taxonomy places the organism in Eukaryota, Metazoa, Chordata, Mammalia, Macroscelidea, Macroscelididae. Bases 126 to 1847 code for a protein of 573 amino acids. Gene Ontology annotation, cellular component: cytoplasm. Gene Ontology annotation, molecular function: ubiquitin-protein transferase activity; protein binding.
AUCACUAGUAGUCGAUAAUGUUGGAUACAACUUUCUGUGGUGUUCAGUUGUUAAAAACAAAUAGGCUGAAAGUUUCUCAACUCCAGAUUAUGAAAAUGGUACUUGGAAAACUGAAAACUAUCUAAAUGAUUGUCUUUGGCUGGGCCGUGUUCUUAGCAAGCAGAAGCCUCGGCCAGGGUCUGCUGUUGACUCUUGAGGAGCACCUAGCCCACUUGCUGGGGACGAGAGGCACCAUGGGCAAUUCUUGCAUCUGCCGAGAUGACAGUGGAGCAGAAGACAGUGUGGACACUCAGCGGCAGCAGUCUGAGAACAGUGCAGCGCCCACUACUGAUCCACGGAGCCACUCCAGGGACCCUGUGCGGCCACCAAGGAGAGGCCGAGGACCACAUGAGCCACGGAGAAAGAAACAAAAUGUAGAUGGCUUGGUGCUGGACACACUGGCAGUGAUACGAACUCUUGUAGAUAAUGAUCAGGAACCUCCCUACUCAAUGAUUACAUUGCACGAAAUGGCAGAAACAGAUGAAGGAUGGUUGGAUGUUGUCCAGUCUUUAAUUAGAGUUAUUCCAUUGGAAGAUCCACUGGGACCAGCUGUUAUAACAUUGUUACUAGAUGAAUGUCCAUUACCCACUAAAGAUGCGCUCCAGAAAUUAACUGAAAUUCUCAAUUUAAAUGGGGAAGUAGCUUGCCAAGACUCAGGACAUCCAGCGAAACAUAGGAACACAUCUGCAGUACUAGGCUGCUUGGCUGAGAAACUGGCAGGUCCUGCAAGUAUAGGUUUACUUAGCCCAGGAAUACUGGAAUAUUUGCUACAGUGCCUGAAACUACAGUCCCACCCCACAGUCAUGCUUUUUGCACUUAUUGCGCUGGAGAAGUUUGCACAGACAAGUGAAAAUAAAUUGACUAUUUCUGAAUCCAGUAUUAGUGGCCGGCUUGUCACGUUGGAGUCCUGGGCUGAUGAUCCUGAUUAUCUGAAACGUCAAGUUGGUUUCUGUGCCCAGUGGAGCCUUGACAAUCUCUUUUUAAAAGAUGGUAGACAACUGACCUAUGAGAAAGUGGACUUGAAUAACAUUAGGGCUAUGCUGAAUAGCAACGAUGUCAGCGAGUACCUGAAGAUCUCUCCUCGUGGCUUAGAGGCUCGCUGUGAUGCCUCCUCCUUUGAAAGUGUGCGCUGCACCUUUUGUGUAGAUGCUGGAGUGUGGUACUAUGAGGUAACGGUGAUCACCUCUGGCGUCAUGCAGAUAGGCUGGGCCACUCGAGACAGCAAAUUUCUCAAUCAUGAAGGCUAUGGCAUUGGAGAUGACGAGUACUCCUGUGCAUAUGAUGGCUGCCGGCAGCUGAUUUGGUACAACGCCCGAAGUAAGCCUCAUCUACAUCCCUGCUGGAAAGAAGGAGACACGGUAGGAUUUCUUUUAGACUUGAAUGAAAAGCAGAUGAUCUUCUUUUUAAAUGGCAAUCAGCUGCCACCAGAGAAACAGGUCUUUUCCUCAACUGUAUCUGGAUUUUUUGCUGCAGCAAGUUUCAUGUCAUAUCAACAAUGUGAGUUUAAUUUUGGAGCAAAACCAUUCAAAUACCCACCAUCUGUAAAAUUUAGCACUUUUAAUGACUACGCCUUCCUGACACCUGAAGAAAAAAUAAUUUUGCCAAGGCAUAGGCGUCUUGCUUUGUUGAAGCAAGUCAGUAUCCGAGAGAAUUGCUGUUCCUUGUGUUGCGACGAAGUAGCAGACACACAGCUGAAGCCAUGUGGACACAGUGACCUGUGCAUGGAUUGUGCCUUGCAACUGGAGACCUGCCCAUUGUGUCGUAAAGAAAUAGUGUCUAGAGUCAGGCAGAUUUCUCAUAUUUCAUGACAUACGUGAAAAAACAUCAUGGACUUAUUUCUACCUGAUUCCAGCCAAUGUUGAAAAAGAAAAAAACUCUUAAACAUCUUUAAUCAGUUGUAUGCACAUUGAAACUUAUAGCCAUGGCCAGAUUUUAUGCUAAAAAAUGGUAGUUUGUAAAAGACAAAAUUCUCUUAGAAUCUAAUUCAACAUGUCCACCCUGAGAAAUUCCUUUUAAGGCCAAGAAGAGCUGAAUGCUAACAGCUAGACCUGUGGUACUUCCACGAGAAACAGUCGUAGGAGGUGCCCUCCUAAGUGCUGUAAACACACCAGAAUUCUCCAUGUUGGGUUCAUAUGAUUGUUUAAUGCGGGGUGUUUGAUAUCAUAAGUCUAUGGUUUUUAUUUGGUGCAGAAAUAACUGAAGAAGUAAAUGACAGUGUUUCUGCAGUUAUUGUAACUUCCCACUAAUCAGAGAGACAUUCUUGUGUUAAGUGUGGAUAUUGUACUGCAAGACUUGAAUUUGUAAAAGUAGAGUUUCCAGGUCAGAACUACAAGCAACGUGGAAGACCUGAAAGAACGUGCACAGACUGUAGGAAAAAAAACUCCAGUUUUUUUUAUAUUUCAGUGAUUCCAAAGAACAUUCUAGUUUUUGGGUUUUGUUGUUGUUUUUAAUGACAGAAAAUUGGUGGUAUUUUCACAUUCAUGGUGUUUCUAUCCAAUUACAGUACCCACAUUUUAUGAGGAAAAAUGUUUUACUGAUGCAGGAGAAAUUCCUACAUUAAUUGCAAUGUUAGACUGGAGAAAAUGUGGUAUUUUAGGAUAUUUUUAAGGUAUCAUUAAAUCAGACUAUUUGUUUUUGUUUUAAAAAAGUUUUUUUGAUCAGUAUUGGUCUUGGAAGUAUAUACUCUAAAACUCUUGACCUAAUAGUCUCAAAAACAUCAAAGGACAGUCUGAGAACACAUAUUACUGUUGUUUUUAAAUAAAUACAUGAUUUUGAAUAGU